CCAUGGCCGCCACCAACUUGUCUCUUUCCAGAGAUUGAAGAUGAAGAAACCAACUCCAACCCUCACUCUCAACUCGUAUAAAGACACAGCCUUUCCCUCCGCUUCUCUUCACUACUCCUCCUGUUUGCUCACUCACGACUCCAAUCUUUCUUUAGUGGGAAUAAUUCCAAUGGCUAAGUCAAUCUCCUCCCUCUCCAUUGCUCUUUUCUUCCUAACGUCCUCCUUCAGCUUCUUCAUAUCGGGAGCCGUGGGAGACUCCUACGGGUGGCAGAACGCCCAUGCUACGUUCUAUGGUGGCGGCGACGCCUCCGGCACUAUGGGCGGGGCUUGUGGCUAUGGCAACCUCUACAGCCAAGGGUACGGGACCAACACCGCGGCCCUCAGCACUGCGCUCUUCAACAAUGGGCUCAGCUGCGGCGCUUGCUACGAGAUGCGGUGCGCCGAUGACCCCCGGUGGUGCCUCCCGGGCUCUAUUGUCGUCACGGCUACCAACUUCUGCCCUCCGAACUACGCCCUCCCCAGCGACAACGGCGGAUGGUGUAACCCUCCACGGCAGCAUUUCGACCUCGCCGAGCCCGCCUUCCUCCAGAUCGCGCAGUACCGUGCUGGCAUCGUCCCUGUCUCCUUCCGCAGGGUGGCCUGUGUGAAGAAGGGAGGCGUAAGGUUCACCAUCAAUGGCCACUCCUACUUCAUCCUGGUGCUGAUCACCAACGUGGGCGCGGCCGGCGACGUGCACGCGGUGUCGAUAAAGGGGUCGAAGACAGGGUGGCAGAGGAUGUCGCGCAACUGGGGCCAGAACUGGCAGAGCAACUCGUACCUGGACGGGCAGAGCCUCUCGUUCCAGGUGACUACCAGCGACGGCAGGACGAUCACCAGCUACAACGUGGCACCUGCCGGGUGGCAGUUCGGCCAGACCUUCCAGGGACAGCAAUUCUAGCCUCGCAUUGUCGUUGAAGAUUAAAAGGUGGAGGCAUUCGGUCUGGUUGAAUGCAGAGGUAGCUUCCUUAGCACCCGCUGAGGCCGAAGUAUAAGAUUAUUACGGUGGUCAGUAAUACAUUAUACAGGACAAUAGACGAUAGAAAUCCUCCGCAAUAAGAUGAUUCAGUGGUGACAUUGUAUCACCUACAGUGUA
Musa acuminata AAA Group (dessert banana) is the source of this 1132-nucleotide messenger RNA. Its product is annotated as expansin-A2-like. The transcript is spliced from 3 exons. The record is from RefSeq and is a predicted model, not a curated record. Gene Ontology annotation, cellular component: extracellular region. The coding region runs from base 41 to 937 and encodes 298 amino acids. NCBI's taxonomy places the organism in Eukaryota, Viridiplantae, Streptophyta, Magnoliopsida, Zingiberales, Musaceae. Gene Ontology annotation, biological process: plant-type cell wall organization.